This is a messenger RNA of Brassica napus (rape), 1348 nucleotides long. Its product is annotated as GDSL esterase/lipase EXL4-like. Gene Ontology annotation, molecular function: lipase activity. Gene Ontology annotation, cellular component: extracellular region. The coding region runs from base 72 to 1097 and encodes 341 amino acids. Gene Ontology annotation, biological process: lipid metabolic process. Lineage: Eukaryota; Viridiplantae; Streptophyta; Magnoliopsida; Brassicales; Brassicaceae. The record is from RefSeq and is a predicted model, not a curated record. The transcript has 5 exons.
AUCAUUAACGAAAUUCUCUAGAAAAACGUAAAAGAAUCUAAACACUUGUUGGGAAAAACAAAAUUAACGUAAUGUUAGGUAUGAGUAGGAAAAAAAUAUUGGUGUUAGCAUUUAUUUCCAUUUAUUUCUUAUCGACCGUAGCUGCGAAUGGUUCAUUUCCUGCGCUUUUCGCUUUUGGAGAUUCAAUACUUGAUACCGGUAACAACAAUUUUCUCCUGACGUUAAUGAAAGGAAAUAUCUGGCCAUAUGGGAGAAGCUACACUAUGAAACUGCCGACGGGAAGAUUCGGAAAUGGAAGAGUUUUCUCCGAUGUGGUUGCCGAGGGUUUGGGAAUUAAAAAAACUUUGCCAGCUUCUCGUAAGGUUUUCAUUGCUCCAAGCGACCUUAAAACUGGUGUUUGUUUCGCAUCAGGUGGUGCAGGAGUCGACCCUGUUACAUCUAGACUAAUGAGAGUUUUAACGCCGGGCGACCAAAUAAGUGAUUACAAAAAGUACAUAAUGAAGCUAAAGGUCGUAGCUCCUACACAAGCAAGUUCGAUCAUUGCAAACGCAGUGUAUCUUGUUUCUCAAGGAAAUAAUGAUAUUGGAAUCUCGUUUUCCAUGACUCGAUCUGCACUCAUGCGAGGAAUUGUGACUCGUGGUAUGUACACCACUAAACUAACUGGCUGGAACAAAAAAUUUAUGAAACAAAUAUAUGAUCAAGGAGCCAGAAAAUUUGCAGUGAUGGGAGUGAUACCGUUGGGAUGUUUGCCUAUGACAAGAAUCGUCGGUAAAUGUAACUUAUUCGCAAAUAUAUUAGCUGAAGAUUACAACGGAAAAUUGAGGAAUGGUGUUAAAACUUGGCCAAAAGAAGCCGGUUUUCGUGGUUCAAAGUUUGUCUAUGUCGACAUGUUCAACACUCUUAUGGAUGUCAUAAAAAAUUAUAGAAAAUACGGAUUUAGUAAUGCGAACAAUGGGUGUUGUUGUAUGCCUACAGCGAUAAUACCUUGCCCAAAUCCUCAUAAUCACGUCUUCUAUGACUUCGUUCAUCCUUCGGAGAGAGCCUACACAACCAUUUCCAAAAAGCUGGUCCAGGAUAUUAAGAAAGGCCUUGCCUAAUUUUAGUCUUACGACCAUAUAUUGUUGUAAUCUUAAUCACCAACAGCGUACCAAAAUAAAUAAUAAUAAACAACCAAAAUCGUUAAUCCCUUGUAUAUUAAUUAAGAAACAUUGCAAUAUUUUUUUGUAGUCACGACAUCGAUAUUAUGAUUUUUAGAAUACUUAAAAAAAUAUAUAGUUUGGUCCAUCUAAACAUAUAUUUUAUAUAUUGGACUUUUUAUUAAACUAACUAUGAAAUUUAUUUGUAACUA